Hemiscyllium ocellatum (epaulette shark) is the source of this 1177-nucleotide messenger RNA. RefSeq names its product family with sequence similarity 219 member Aa (gene fam219aa). Bases 226 to 780 code for a protein of 184 amino acids. The record is from RefSeq and is a predicted model, not a curated record. The transcript has 6 exons. NCBI's taxonomy places the organism in Eukaryota, Metazoa, Chordata, Chondrichthyes, Orectolobiformes, Hemiscylliidae.
UUGAGUCACUGUCUCUGCGGGAGCCCAGGGAUGGGUAAGCAGGGGAUGAGUUAAUGAGAGCGGCCAGGUCCGGGGGAGCCGCAAUAACCACCAGCAGCAGCAGCAGUAUCAUCAUCACCAUCACUGUCUGAGGAGACUGAGAUACUCAGCCCUGGGAGGGUGGGUUCAUUCAAUUAAUCACAUCAAGCAAGGGCCGCACCUUCGUCUCGACUUGUUUUAUUCAAAAUGAUGGAAGAAAUCGAUCGAUUUCAAGUACCCACAGCCCGGUCAGAAAUACAGCCGCUGGAUCCUACAGCCACCUCCAUCUCUGAAGGUGAGUGUGACACCCGCGAGAGCGAAUCUGUGGCAAUGAAUUACAAGCCAUCCCCACUGCAGAUGAAAAUAGAGAAGCAGCGAGAGCUAGCCAGGAAGGGGUCACUGAAGAAUGGCACUGUUGGAAGCCCUGUCAAUCAGCAGCCAAAAAAGAACAAUGUGAUGGCAAGAACAAGAUUGGUUGUACCAAACAAAGGAUAUUCAUCACUAGAUCAAAGCCCAGAUGAAAAACCUUUGGUCGCUCUGGAUACUGACAGUGAUGAUGACUUUGAUAUGUCAAGAUACUCUUCUUCAGGUUAUUCUUCAGCUGAGCAGAUUAAUCAAGACUUGAAUAUCCAGCUCCUGAAAGAUGGCUACCGGUUAGAUGAAAUUCCAGAUGAUGAAGACUUGGAUCUUAUUCCCCCGAAAUCAGUAAAUCCCACCUGCAUGUGUUGCCAGGCCACCUCCACUACUUGCAAUGUUCAGUAAUGUGACUGAUGCUCUUCACUGUAAUUGUAAAACUAACAGCCAUUGCUUCCUCCUAUGGUAGGACAUGCACUUUGUGUCCGUGUUUAAAAAAAAGCCGACCAUCAUUGUGGCAUUCAUAAGUGAGUGUGAAUGCAGUGUUGAAUUUGUGUGUGAUAGAAGGUGACAAUGCUACUGCUUUGCAGUGGUUGUGUUGCAUAAUCCUAAUUUUUAUUUUCCCCCACCCAUUUGCUUCUGGGGGUGGGGCAGAGGGAAGAGACAGAGUAGAGCACUACUUCAGCAUGAUUCAAAGUUCAGUCAUGAGCUGAAAGCAAAGCAUCUAAGUUCUUUUGUCUACUCAUACUUGGUUGUUUAUAUUUGAAGUGUACUGAUUUAUGUCGAUGUAUAUGUUUACCAUUGC